This is a messenger RNA of Hirsutella rhossiliensis, 1548 nucleotides long. Its product is annotated as amidase domain-containing protein. Bases 1 to 1548 code for a protein of 515 amino acids. The record is from RefSeq and is a predicted model, not a curated record. Lineage: Eukaryota; Fungi; Ascomycota; Sordariomycetes; Hypocreales; Ophiocordycipitaceae. The transcript has 6 exons.
AUGGGCAAGCUAGUUGAGUUGGAACCGACCCUUCCAUUGCCAAUUUACCUGGCUGAUGCUAUUCUCUCUCCUGAAGCCUCAAACGCUCGGUUCCCGAGUCUGAUUGAUGCGACGCUUGAGGACCUCUCGGGCGGUCUCAAGAAGGGCUGCUUUAAAAGCACCGACCUGGUCAAGGCUUAUCUGGCGCGCAUCAAUCAAGUCAAUGAUCAGUUGCAUGCUGUCACCGAAGUCAACCCAGAUGCGCUCGCCAUUGCGGCAUCGCUCGACGAGGAGAGGGCGAAGAAUAGAAUCAGGGGACCUCUACACGGCAUUCCCAUUCUGCUCAAGAACAACAUCGCGACCAUGGAUAAGAUGAAUAAUACGGCCGGAUCCCAGGAAACUCCGGGAAGCUGGCGCCAUUUUACUAGGGAAAACUACUCUCAGUCAAUGGUCGUCGUUUCGCGCCAACAACACAAGCAAUGGCUGGACCCUCAAGGGAGCUCGAGCGGCAGCGCCGUAGCUACUGACUUGGGCCUGGCUUGGGCGGCCAUCGGCACUGAGACGGUUGGCUCCAUCCUGGCGCCGUCACACCGCAGCGGCAUCGUGGGUAUCAAGCCGACAGUGGGACUUACCUCGCGCGACCUAGUAAUCCCAAUAUCGGAGCGCCAGGACUCGGUUGGGUCUAUGGCGCGGACGGUACGAGACGCUGCGUAUAUACUACAAGCUAUUGCGGGAUCGGAUCCCCGCGAUACCUAUACGUCUGCAAUCCCGAACGUUCCAAAUUAUUUAGAUGCUCUCAACGGCAAGGGACUUAAGAGGGCUCGGAUCGGCGUGCCCUGGAAUGCUAUUAACCUGACGAUAGAAGGUUCAGAGGCAAAGCUAUCCCCCGAGCUAGACGCCUUCAAGAAGGCACUCGAAGUCCUAACCGAAGCCGGGGCCACGGUUGUCGAGACCGACUUCUCUAUGGCGCAGGAGAUUUUGCUAGCUCCUCAGCACACGCGCUAUGCAGACUUUCCCGCCAACCUUGCCGCCUACCUCGCCGAGCUUACCUCCAGCCCAUCGAAUGUUCACACCCUGGCUGAUGUACGUGAAUGGACGCGCAACUCCCCGUUAGAGGAGUAUCCUGACCGCAAUACGCGCAUUUGGGACCAUAUUCUCGAUGCUAAGAAGCCGAGGAGCAAUACCAGUAAGGGAUUCCUGAAGUGGCAUCAGAAGUCCCUGAAGCUCGCGGGGCCCGGCGGACUCUUAGGUGCGCUCGACCGUGAUGACCUUAACGCCGUCGUGAUGCCCACGAUUUCGGCGCCGUUUUGGGCUUCUACGAUUGGCGCACCAGGAAUAACGGUGCCGAUGGGGAAUUAUCUCGAGACAGCGCCGGUAUACCGCGAUGCGCCGCGCAAAUUGGUGGACACCGGCCCGUCGGUGCCAUUUGGCUUGACCUUCCUGGGGCGGCAAUGGUCCGAGGCUCAGUUGAUUGGGCUCGCGUACGAUUUUGAACAGCGGACACGGGUCAGGGGUCGGGUAAGGCCAAAGGUGGUGCCAUCGGCCGAGCUUAACACUGCUGUAUGUUGA